Messenger RNA from Alosa alosa (allis shad), 1756 nucleotides. It is a transcript of the gene pag1, whose product is annotated as phosphoprotein membrane anchor with glycosphingolipid microdomains 1. The transcript has 9 exons. Lineage: Eukaryota; Metazoa; Chordata; Actinopteri; Clupeiformes; Clupeidae. The record is from RefSeq and is a predicted model, not a curated record. Bases 425 to 1756 code for a protein of 443 amino acids. Gene Ontology annotation, cellular component: membrane raft; plasma membrane. Gene Ontology annotation, biological process: negative regulation of T cell activation; intracellular signal transduction.
GUGGGCUUGGUUUCGCCGCUCGGGAAACAGCUUUGGCACUGGACUCUGUGUGUGUGUGUUUAUGUGUGGAUGAUGCCUGCGUGCUGCGCUGCCGCUCGGUGUAUUUCUCUGCGUUUCUGUAAAUAACUAAGCAGGUAUACGGAUCCUAACCAAGUUAUUGGCAAUUUCUCCGUAAAUGGGCUCUGGGUGUGUGAAGGACGAGCCUGGACGCAUCAGAUGAGAAGAAAUUCAAUCGCAUAGUGCGGCCGCUGCUGUACGGAUGGUCACCUCUGUCCAUGACUGGUGUGGUGGUCUGGUGUGAUCUGCUGUAAUGAAGCAGCUGAUUGCUGAUUGGAGCACUAAGAGCUAGAGGCACACUUGCUGAAGCCAGAACACACGUAAGCUGUACCAGGCCCAUGCGUGCGGUGCCCUCCAGUGGUGUGUGAUGGCUCCUGCGCUGAGCGUGGUGUUUGGGGCGGAGCUUGCGGGGUCAGGGGUCGUGGUCCUGGCCAAUGGUCAGCUGGCGCUGGUGGGCAUCCUGACGGCCAUCACAGCCUUCCUGCUGCUCUCCCUGCUUCUAAUGCUGUGUGCUAGCUGCCAGGGACAGAAGAAGGCAAAUGGACAACCAGGAGACCAUGAGACACUGAUGAAUGGGGUGUCUGAGAAGGAGGUGUGUAGUCAGUCCGUGGAGAGCCAAGGGACAGACCUGGCAGCUAGCAGCUCUCAUAACGGACCUCUGACCAGUGGGACAGUUCUGACGGACACCAUGGACACCAGCCCUCACCCCUCUGAGGAGAUGCUGUCCAGCCAAUCAGAGCUCAGAUCCUCCAAGUGUCCGCAGGACCGUGAGUUACCCAGCAUCCCCCCUGCGGUCCAGAACGGGCGCCUGACCUCUGACCCCCAGGUGGCGGCCUCGGGGGACAGCACGUACGAGGUGGUGCGAGAGGGCGGCGCGGCGUCCAGAGACGUCAGCGCGGAGGACUCGCUCUACGAGACGGUCAAGGAGCUGAAGGACCUGGGCCUCCCCAAUGGGACGGUCGCCACGGAGACGCCGCCGCCGUUCCCACAAUCCCCUGGGGCGGCGCCCUGCGGCCUCCUGAACGGUCACCUGCCGCCCACUCCGUCGUCCAGCCCUCCCACGCCUGACCGCGGCCCCCUGGUGGCCGGAGUGGAGUACGCGUCCGUCGACCUCAACAAGAAGAGUCGCUACAGCGCCGACAUGGAGGCUCGCCGACGCUCCGCCUCCACCGUGACCUCUGACCCCUGCUGCCCUGCCGAGGACGAGGACAAGCCGCCGCCCAUCCCAGAUAAGAUGCUGGACGAGAACGACAACCAGCACACACUCAGCGACGCCAGCAUGCUGCACAAUGGACAGUUGCCAUCUCCUGGGUCAGCUGUGUCAGAGUGUGUGAACCACGUGUCCUCAGACAGUGAGCUGUCCCAGUUGUACUCCGCGGUGAUGAAGACGGACUCGUUGGUGUCUGAGGACAAGGAGGGCGACUACAGCAGCAUCGGUGACCUCCGUGACCUCCCUGACCUGGCCACCGACGAGUCCGCCUGCUCUUGCACCUCUCGCCACCCGCCAAGGGCGCCUACGCCACGAAAGGACGCUGUGAGCCACCGGCCGGGCGACGCAGAGGCCGGGGCCGGUACGGUAAUGACCAUCAGGAUCCCCAAGAGCAGCGAGGAUGACCGCAGCCAAUCAGACGCCGGCGCGCCAGUAGAGCCUGACUAUGAGAGUGUUGGGGAGCUCGGACUGAGCAGGGACACGUCCUGA